AUGAUCACCAUCAUCAUAAUCCUGGUAGCAGUGAUUGUGCUGAUCAUCGGCUUUGGUGUUUCAGGGAGACGCUCCAUCAGCGUCACCACACUAACCUCCGCUGGGAACAUCGGGGAAGAUGGCAUCUUGGGCUGCACUUUUGAACCUGGCAUCAAGCUCAGCAACAUAGAGAUUCGGUGGGCUAAAACUGGGGUCUCUGGGAUGGUGCAUGAGUUUAAAGGUGGCAAGGACCAUCUAAAUGACCAGGAUGAAGUGUUCAAGGGCCGGACAGCGAUAUUCGCAGAGCAGGUGAUUGGUGGGAAUGCCUCCUUGAUGCUGAGAGAUGUGCAGCUCUCCGACGCUGGUGCUUACAGGUGCUCUGUCACCACAUCCAAAGGGAAUGGAGAAGCAGGGCUGGAAUAUAAGACUGGAGCCUUCAGCUCUCCAGAGAUGCAUGUGGAUUACAACAGCAGCAUGGACACCCUGCGGUGUGAGGCUCCCCGGUGGUUCCCUCAACCUGUUGUGAUUUGGACCUCACACAAUAACAUAAGGGACAACUUAUCUGAGGUCUCCAACACCAGCUUCAAGCUGAACUCUGAGAAUGUGACUAUGAAUGUGGUAUCUGUUCUGCACAACAUUACAGCUAAUACUACCUAUACUUGUGUAAUCAAGAAUGACAUUGCCAAAGCUACAGGAGACAUCAGAGUGACAGAUUCCAGCAUCAAGAAGACAGUUCAUUUGCAGCUAUUGACCAUGAACAUGGCAUCAGCCUCCUCAUCCCCUCUUGCCCUUUACUGGAUACUUCUGUCUCUCCUGUACCUGAUGGCUUUGUAG
This is a messenger RNA of Emys orbicularis (European pond turtle), 813 nucleotides long. RefSeq names its product V-set domain containing T cell activation inhibitor 1 (gene VTCN1). Gene Ontology annotation, biological process: regulation of cytokine production; T cell receptor signaling pathway. The transcript is spliced from 4 exons. The record is from RefSeq and is a predicted model, not a curated record. Gene Ontology annotation, molecular function: signaling receptor binding. Lineage: Eukaryota; Metazoa; Chordata; Testudines; Emydidae. The coding region runs from base 1 to 813 and encodes 270 amino acids. Gene Ontology annotation, cellular component: external side of plasma membrane.